Molecule: messenger RNA, 294 nt
Organism: Arabidopsis lyrata subsp. lyrata
Lineage: Eukaryota; Viridiplantae; Streptophyta; Magnoliopsida; Brassicales; Brassicaceae
Product: 40S ribosomal protein S15a-1
Exons: 2
Coding region: 1-294 (97 amino acids)
Biological process (GO): translation
Cellular component (GO): ribosome; cytosolic small ribosomal subunit
Molecular function (GO): structural constituent of ribosome
Source: RefSeq, a predicted model, not a curated record
AUGGUGAGAAUCAGUGUUCUUAACGAUGCUCUCAAGAGCAUGUACAAUGCUGAGAAACGAGGCAAGAGGCAGGUCAUGAUCAGGCCUUCCUCAAAAGUGAUUAUCAAGUUUCUGAUUGUCAUGCAGAAGCACGGUUACAUCGGCGAGUUUGAGUAUGUCGAUGACCACAGAUCUGGCAAGAUCGUUGUUGAGUUAAAUGGAAGGUUGAACAAGUGUGGUGUCAUCAGCCCACGUUUUGAUGUUGGUGUCAAGGAGAUUGAAGGUUGGACUGCCCGUUUACUGCCUUCUAGAUAG